UGUCCUUUAUCAGUACCUCCUCUCUCGCUUACUCGAACCCAUUCAUCCUUCCAGUUCUGUUUCCGAGUCAUAGUAACCUUGGAUCCAAGAACAUCCCUAGGCUGUAGUUCGCGCACACAAAUUCAGAACUCAUCAUGCAGGCGACGACAAUCAGCGAAGUCCAUACGGUUUCGCACCAUCCGACAGUUGACCCUCAUCACGAUCUUAAACUUGAAGAGAGUGGCAAGCACGAUGAACGAAUCGAAAUGCGAGCGGGGUCGUCUGCAGGUGAUUCAGGAGCAGCAUCUGUCUCUGACCUGAAAGCCCAAACGAAACGUCAGCGGCUGCGCGCACGGGUGCAAUUUGCCACAGUUUGCGGGGCGAUGUACGUGGCUGGAUGGAAUGAUGGGUCGACUGGUCCAUUGCUCCCCCGAAUACAGGAAGUGUAUGGCUUGAAUUUCACUGUCGUAUCUCUGGUAUUCGUGUUCGCAUGUGUUGGCUUCCUGUCCGGAGCAUUCGCAAAUCUAUAUCUGAACGGCAAGUUUGGUUUCGGAAAGGUAAGGUCUGUGUGUCAAGUGAUAGCAUACGCCAUAGAAGCGGGUGCCUUGCCAUUUCCUGCAUUCGUGCUAGGUUAUGCCAUCAACGGCUUUGGAAUGGCUCUACAGGUAAGUUAUUCAAGUUUUGGCGCUUUGUCGUCCCCUCUGGUAGCAACCCAAUUUGCUCAGCUUCCGCACUGGUCAUUUCACUACCUGUGCAGCCUUGGUAUAUCGUUCAUAAACACUGUACUAUUGAUUGUAGUCUUUGGGUUGAAAACACAGGAUGAGUGCCUUGCUAAGAUUGGACAGCCGCCAGGCGAAAAGGGAACAAGUGAAAAGAGCCAGUUCAACCAGAUAUUGCGCCUCAGAGAAGUGCACCUCCUCGCCUUCUUCAUUUUGAUAUAUGUAGGAGUGGAGGUCACUAUGGGUGGCUGGAUGGUGACGUACGUAAUCGACGUGCGCGGAGGAGGUCCAAGUUCGGGAUACAUAUCAACAGGCUUUUUUGGAGGUCUCAUGAUUGGCCGUGUCGGUCUUCUGUGGGUGAACAAAAAGGUUGGGGAACGUCGUGUUUUGUUCAUUUACUCCAUCCUCGCAAUUGGGCUGGAAUUAGUAGUAUGGCUGCCGUUGCGGGUCUCCAUAAUUGGUAUAUUUUUGGGGCCGAUGUACCCCAUCGCUAUGAAUCACACAGUACGAAUCCUCCCUGAGUGGCUCGUUACAGGGUCGAUUGGCUGGAUAGCAGGGUUCGGGCAGGCAGGUUCUGCGCUCUUGCCAUUCUUAACCGGUGCCAUUUCAUCGAAGGCGGGAAUCAAGAGUUUACAGCCAUUUCUCGUUUCGAUGAUGGCGUUCAUGACGGUCUUAUGGUAUCUGGUGCCGAGAACAGCUAGGAAAACUGAAUGAUAUAUGCUUCAACAGCUGUGUCUUGUGGAAGGUCUGACAUGUGGCAUAGACAUAGACAGGAUAUGACAAAAUCGAUCUCUCCGAGUUAUCUGCAGGCGAUGAGCUAGUAGCAGACGAACUUGAUAGAACUGCCGCGCAAACUAUACAAUAUGGCCGCAGGAGGGUGAUAACACCUUGUACUGUCUUGUUUGUGUACCGCACGCCACACGCCUACGACGUCGAUUCCGCUGUUGGGCCCGGGGACUGGAUUGUGAUUCCAGCACGAGUGCUACUCCGAGUCAUCCUCAAAGAGACGGUAACACAC
This is a messenger RNA of Suillus subalutaceus, 1716 nucleotides long. RefSeq names its product MFS general substrate transporter. The record is from RefSeq and is a predicted model, not a curated record. The coding region runs from base 135 to 1412 and encodes 425 amino acids. Gene Ontology annotation, cellular component: membrane. Lineage: Eukaryota; Fungi; Basidiomycota; Agaricomycetes; Boletales; Suillaceae. The transcript has 12 exons.